Exaiptasia diaphana is the source of this 1764-nucleotide messenger RNA. RefSeq names its product elastin. The coding region runs from base 44 to 424 and encodes 126 amino acids. The transcript has 2 exons. NCBI's taxonomy places the organism in Eukaryota, Metazoa, Cnidaria, Anthozoa, Actiniaria, Aiptasiidae. The record is from RefSeq and is a predicted model, not a curated record.
GGUAUUCUAUCUCCAAACCCAACAUGGCCCACAAGCAUACAUCAUGACCAAAGGUGCAUAUGGGGUUCCUGUGGCAGUACCUGCUAUGCUAACAGGCCAGGCUCAAAUGCCUGCUGGUGCAAAUGGGGUUCCUGUGGCAGUUCCUGGUAUGGUACCAGGCCAGGCUCAAAUGCCUGCUGGUGCAAAUGGGGUCCCUGUGGCAGUUCCUGGUAUGGUACCAGGACAGGCCCAAAUGUCUGCUCCACCUGGCGCACAGGCAAUACAGCCAUCACAUGCACAGGCUAUAAGAGUUGAUAUGCCUCCAGUUAACCAAGGAUAUACUGUGGCUACAGAGGGUGGUGUUCAAGGGAGUGGUAAUCAUGAUGCCCAAGCACCUCCUCUUCAAACUAAAAGCACAGACAUGCCUCCUGUUUACCAACCAUGAUUUGAUGUAUGCAGUUUAUACUGUAGUUACUCCCUAUAAAUAUUUAGGAACUGCAUGAGCCAAGCUCAAUAAAUCUAGUAUAGGAAAUACCACCGUUCGAGAAAAAUAAAUGAAAAAUACCGCGCAUAUUUGAUGAAAGUGAGAACUUGUUGUGAAUCCGAAAUUUAUACAACAAUAAAAAAUAUUAAGAAAUUAAGAAGAAUUAAAGUCGAACUGUAUGAAUUUGCAAUGUUUAUUAUCCGAUUUGGUUAUUGUGCAGCGCUUGAAUAUUGUUGACACUAUCGGCUUACGUCAUAUUGACCCAUAUCUUUUAUUAUAAAAUGUUUUAUAUAUAUAACGCACUCGAGAAGCAAGAAGCUUGCUUCUCUCGUGUUUAUAUCAGAGGACAGGACACUCGCCAUUUUUAUAUUUCAAUAGAUACGCGAUUUUGUAACAAUUAUGCGUUCGACAUAAAUAAUACCACGAGUGCUAAGCACGAGUGACAGUAUUACUCACUUUCAUCACAUACAAGCGGUAUUUUUCAUUAAAUUUUCGAGAACAAAGGUAGUAUUUCCUUUUAGUAUCAUACCUACAUAAAAUAUUCGAUUCUAUCGCAUCUAGGUGCCAAUCAUGAUAGCGAAAAAAUAUCGCGCGUUGAUCAUUCGGUAACACUUUUGAGAUAGAUUCGUGCAAUUUAUAAAUAUAGAUAGCACAUUAAUUAAUUGCACGAAUUGAGAAAAGAUUCACGGUUCGUCAGCCGAUAUCAAGUUUUUAACAUUUUAUAUCUAAAUUUUAGUUAAAGUAGCACUUUUUAUGGGUGUGUUUUGCGUACCGUAUGAACGUAUGAAGAUAAAGUGUUCUGCUAGUCAGUUUGUUAGUUGUAAAUUUUCUUGUAAAAUAUGUUUUUUUUGUAUGACAGUGCGCGAAUCGAAAACCCGUGACCGCCUAGAAAUAUUUCGGAACGUGAACUUGAAAAGUGAUUACAGCUGACAAACAAGAAAACAUGAUAAAAACAUAAAUGAGCAAACUUUGUGUUUAUUCUGAGCAACGAUAUUGUAUUAAUCAGUGAGCUUUUUCAGAAUGUUUUUUUUGGCAAUAAACUAGUUAUAUUUAUUUGCAUUAAACGUUGAAGUUUUGAUUAAAUUUGCACGUGAAAGUGCACUUAGAUGAUGGUUGAUCUCGCUUCUGAUUGGUCAAUGAACAAACAUUCCCAAAAUAUUUCUAGGUGUUCAUGACUUUUCGAUUCGCACUUUUAAAAAGAGUUAUAAAUACAUAGUAACUUAACUUAUAUUAUAGUAUAUAUUAUUUAGGAUCUGCAGGUCAGAAAAUAUGUUCUAAUAAACCAAAUAAUGAUUGCAUUA